Messenger RNA from Symbiodinium sp. CCMP2592, 193 nucleotides. Lineage: Eukaryota; Dinophyceae; Suessiales; Symbiodiniaceae. The record is from the annotation of a GenBank genome assembly.
GCAGGUGGAGCUGCAGCGGGAGCUAGCCGAGCUGCAGACUACAGAGGACCGACAGGCCGCAGAGCUCAAGAGCCUGCACACGAAGAGCUUGGAAAUGGAGGCCAAAAUCGAAGCGAAGCGACUCCUGCUCGAAACACGAAGCGUGCUGGAUGCCUGGGAUGCUGAGCAUUCGGGAACUCGUGGCCGCGAAUAG